ACUGAAUUGAUUAUACUAGUUACUCAUAGCAGUGACAAUAGAGUGUCAUACCAAUUGAUCUAACUAAAAUUGAACAACGCUUCUCUUCCAUUUCUUCGGUCACCAAUUUCAAUGGCUUCUUCUCUGUACCAUUCUUCUGUUGCUUUUUCUCCCCGCCUCAACACCACUGCUGCCGCGCUUCCUCUCUCUGGCGGCGGCCGCCGUCUUUCUUUCUCCUGCUCACCGGAAUUUAAGGGCUUGAGGAUCCCCAUAUCCGCUAAUUUCAGGACUGCUAGGGUUUCGCGAAGCUGCGGACCUCGCAUUGUUUCUGAAGUUCAAGAAAAUGUACUUGAUUUGCCUACAGUGACCGAUACAACAUGGCAGUCACUAGUCCUCAAGGCGGAUAAGCCUGUUCUUGUUGAAUUUUGGGCGCCGUGGUGCGGACCAUGCCGAAUGAUCCAUCCUGUAGUAGCUGAACUAUCAGAACAAUAUGCUGGAAAGCUCAACUUUUACAAAUUGAACACUGAUGAAAGUCAUUCUACUGCAAGCAACUACAACAUUCGAAGUGUUCCAACAAUGAUGAUCUUCGUCAAUGGCGAGAAGAAAGAUGCAAUUAUCGGUGCUGUGCCCAAAACGACACUGACUACCGCCAUUGAGAAAUUCUUGUAGAGGCAGGUUACUGAAAUCUAUUGUCCCCUUAUCGCAUAAUCAUGGUGUGUUCAUUCUCGACGUGACAAUAAAGGUUAUCUUUGCAAGAAGAUUUGCUUUGGUGAUUUGAAAGGUUUAAAAAAGAACACUAGUAAUUGUCAAUUGUCAAUUUAAGUUUUGAAAACUUGGGAGUCAAAAUGAGGCUAAAGGGCUUGUGUUUGAAGUUUUUCUAUUCAUGAAAUUCCAGAUGGUGAACCUAACAA
This is a messenger RNA of Mercurialis annua (annual mercury), 890 nucleotides long. RefSeq lists its product as uncharacterized. Gene Ontology annotation, cellular component: cytoplasm. The transcript has 2 exons. The record is from RefSeq and is a predicted model, not a curated record. The coding region runs from base 112 to 648 and encodes 178 amino acids. NCBI's taxonomy places the organism in Eukaryota, Viridiplantae, Streptophyta, Magnoliopsida, Malpighiales, Euphorbiaceae. Gene Ontology annotation, molecular function: oxidoreductase activity, acting on a sulfur group of donors, disulfide as acceptor; protein-disulfide reductase activity.